AUGGCGAAUCGUUACGGCGCAUCUUUCCGCAACGGGAAUGGGUACGGCAACUUUGGUCGACAGCAGGACAGACAGCAGGAUGAUGGCGAUUACGAUCCGUACGGCGAUGAAUACAGAAGCGACCGAUAUGGCUCCUCGGCCCCACGGGAGGUGGCUUCUCGGGGCCCUCCUCCCGCCCAGAGCUCCCGGCGUCAGCAGCAGCAACAGCAGCAACAACUGCAGGCGUCAAGGGGCUACGAGACGAGUGCCGAGAAGCAAAUCGGCCAAGUUUUGGAGCAUAUCAAGGCGGAAUGGCCCGCCAUGUGCGAGAACGAUUGCAUUCCCGUGCAACUGGCGCUACAGCUGCUCGACCCCAGCUCCGUUGGACGCGCCCACGAGUACCGCGCUUUCCAGCAGACUCACCAGUACCUCCAAGACUCGCUGAAAAACAUUGUGCACGACUAUCACCAGGGUUUCAAUAGCUCUAUCGGCACGUUCCACAAGAUCCAAGGCAGCAUACAGGCGUCGCAGAAGAAGGUCCGCCAGCUCAAGGAGUCGUUGGCUUCAUCCAAGACUGCGCUUUGCACAACGGAUCCCGAGCUCAAGAAGCUUUACACUACCUCUCAGAUGUACGAUGACUUGCUCCAAACACUGGGCGAGCUGGAGGAGCUGCGGCAGGUGCCUGAUCAACUCGAGGCGAGGAUAUCGGAGAAGCGCUUCCUCACGGCUGUCGAGGUGCUGCAAAACGCGCUGCGAAGGUUGCGGAAACCCGAACUUGACAACAUCGGCGCAUUGACCGAGCUGAGGAGUUAUUUGGCGAAUCAAGAGACCGCACUGAUGGAUAUCCUGGUGGAGGAGCUUCACGAGCACUUGUAUCUGAAGUCUCCUUACUGCCAGGAAAGAUGGCAAAACUUGGCGAAGAAUCAGGGGGCAUACAGCGAGAACUUCUCAGAUUCUGUAGCUGUUAUGCCAUUUCACAUGGCCAUGGACUCGAUGGACUUCGAACAGGCAGUGCAGGAAGACCCGGGUCGAAAUCCAGAAGCGGACACUUUCUACUACGUCACUCUGCUUGUCGAAUCACUAAACAAGCUGGGCCGUCUGGAAAGUGCUGUCGAGCAGCUGAAGCAGAGACUUCCGGUUGAGCUUUUUGGCAUCGUCAGUGAGACCGUCAAUGAGAUUGACCAAAAGCAUCCAAGCUCGCUCAGGGGAGAUAUGGCCGGCUCACAGGGCCUGCACGUGUACGGCAGUCGAGAGACUCAGAUGCGAGCAGACGUCAUAUACGACCUGCUCUGGUCACUUUAUGGCAAAUUCGAAGCUAUUGCCGAAGGCCACCGUGUGUUCCACGAAUACAUCAAAGCACUUAUACGCCGGGAGGGUUCCGGAAACAACAUCGCCCUUCUAGGCAGCUUCAAAGAGUUGUGGAACCUCUACCAGAACGAGAUCCGGUCUCUUUUGCACAACUACGUCACGACGGACGCCGACGUCUACCAAUACAACUCGCAGAGGACGGGCGCUAAUGGCAAUGGCAAGAUAUCGACGUCUAGGGAGCAUCUAUUCAAGUUUGCCGAGGCAGACGCCAAAUCCGUCGAAAUGGCAACCGAGUACGAGGCCCUUGACGGCAUCAUUCGUGCCGCCGUGCCCGGCUUGACUAGCAAUUCAAGGAAGGCAGGUGCUGAUAAGAAAGCAUCCCAAGCCGGAAGUCGGGCCUCCCUAGACAACUCGCGCAAGAGCGCUAUAGCGUUCGAGAGCACGAGGCAGAACAGUGACAUCUACAAGUCCCUUGUCGAGCCCAGUGUGUUCAACAUGAGUCUUCUCCUCCCCCCUACUCUCGUCUUCCUCCAGAGACUCAAAAACAUUGUACCACCUGGCUCAGAUCUGGCGACGAGCACUUUGACUAGCUUUCUGGAUAAUUUCCUCGUUAAUGUGUUUCAGCCGCAAUUGGACGAGACACUGGGCAAGCUCAGCGACACAGUGUUUGGCGAGGCGGAUGCCUUCCAGCAGGACUCGAACUGGAGUCAACUCGCCCGCAGGCCUGUGUUCAAGGGGUCAACCGCCUUUUUUGCUGUCGUUACGGCGUUCUGCCGGAUGUUAGGCACGAUUCCUCACGAUCAAGCUCUAAGCUCCCUUAUCAUCACACAGAUGAUGCGGUAUUACGAUCGUUGUUUUGGCUGGUUUAAGGCACUAGUUACCAAGACUCAAGAGGAGGCAUCGGACACGCAGACGUUGAGGGCAUCUGCGCUCUUUGCGACGGAACCUGGCGAGAUGCUCGAGACGAUCAAGAAUCUAUGGACAUCAGAGAACCUGGACAGAGAGCUUCUUGACAAAGAAAUUGGGCUCCUCAUAGUGCAAACCAACGAGAAGCGGCUUGGCAUGUCCGAUGUUAUCUCGGACCGCGAUACAAUCUCCUCGCUCUGUUUGCUCUAUACCAGCAUGAAGUGGCUUGCUGUCAAGAUCUCCAGCUUGCGCCACAUCACGCGUCAGGAUACCGACUCCUCGCGAUCUAGCUUGUCCAAGCCAGAAAAGAGACGUUGGACGCUGCUGAACGACCCCAACAAGGCGACUGAGCAAGGACCUGUCUAUCUGCCUAUGACUCAGGAGACAGUGCAGUCCUUUGAUAGUAUCGUAUCCUCGUACGAAGAACUCGCGGCUACAUCACUCCUCACCCUCCACAUGGAGAUUCGAUGCCGGAUAGCCUACUCGCUCCGCGUCGCACUAGACCCGGAGACAGCACCCUACUUACUCGACCAGGACGUGAGCGAGCCGGACCCGGAGAUCCUGUCGCUCAACUCUGAGCUGGUAGUGUAUGACGAGACAGUUACGAGCUACCUCCGAGACCGCGAGGUGGCCUUCAUCCGCACCGGUCUGGGCCUCCUCAUCAACACCUACCUCGUCACCAACGCGCCCAUGACAUCGCCCAUGAACAAUAAGGGCUGCAGCCGCAUGCAGCUCAACAUUCUGGUCCUGCAGCAGAACCUCAAGAACAUCGAGGAAGGGGUCAAUCUCGCGCGCGCGGCUAACUACUACGCGCUGUUUGACCAGGGCCCCGAUGCCAUCGUGGAGAAGGCAAAGGCUGACGCCGCCGCCGCGGCGAGCGGUGAGAAGGACGCAAGCGGCGAUGACGCCGAGAAGUUUACGUACGACGAGCUGAAAGCCCUGGUCGAGUUGUACUACUCGGAGCAGCUGUCGAAUCCGGAGAGGGGCAUUGAGAAUGCCGCGAGGAGGCAAAUGGCGGACAAGCUGCUGGGGCUGAGCGAGCACAUGUGGCAAAGCUGA
Molecule: messenger RNA, 3252 nt
Organism: Thyridium curvatum
Lineage: Eukaryota; Fungi; Ascomycota; Sordariomycetes; Thyridiales; Thyridiaceae
Exons: 2
Coding region: 1-3252 (1083 amino acids)
Biological process (GO): Golgi to plasma membrane transport; exocytosis
Cellular component (GO): exocyst
Source: RefSeq, a predicted model, not a curated record